UGAGAUCGCUUUGCUCAAGGGCAGACCUCACUGUGGACUCGGGAUCAGCAUUCUUUACAUGGAGAAGCCAAUCCCCCUUUUUGCUGCAGAUACACAGCUGGAAAGUUGUGAGGAGCCCCGGUCUGUGCAGCCAUCACUUAUGUGGGAGAGAGGGAGGUCCGGUCUGUUCUGUAACACUAGGAGACACACACAGGCAGUCUGGGGGCGGGAAGCAAGAAGUUAAGCGGACACGUAGCUGCCACAGCCCUUCUACUGACAGCAGCACCCGCUCUGCAUCUUCCUCCUCUGCUGCAACUCCCUCAGCAGCUCGCCCCGGGGAACAUUCUCACAAGUGAUAACUUUGGACAAACUCCCAGGAGCGGCUUUGUGCUUCAUUGAAGACAUAUGGGGAGGGUUAGCUUUACUCAGAAGUGAUGUAUUACACAAUGUGGCAAUAAAGUAAGGACUGGAAGAUUGUGUGCGACUGAUGCGCUCAAUUGCACGGGGGCCGCGUGUUCCCUGACCAGAAUACACUGUCAGGGCCACUGAUCGGGAGGAUACAGUCUGAGCCUCAACACUAUCGGCCGGAGAAAGUGCGAUACGCUUGGGAUACGGGCGUCUGGAUUCAACAGAGAACCCGCUAGAACAGUGAGCGGCAGAAGCUUUGGAACAAGCCCUGGUGCCUCUUGUGUCUCCUGUUGGGAUGUGGGUGCGACGGCCUGGGGAGGGGUGAGGAUGGCGUCGGCGGUGUUUGCGGGCACGUCCCUGGUGAAUAUGUUUGUGAAGGACUGUUGGGUGAACGGGAUCAGGAGACUUAUCAUUAACCGCAGGGGGGACGAGGAGGAGUUCUUUGAGAUCCGGACAGAAUGGUCAGACAGGGACAUAUUGUACUUGCACAGGAGCUACUCGGACCUGGGGCGACUCUUCAGGAGGCUGCUGGACUCUUUCCCUGAGGAUCACGGCGAGUUGUCCCGCUCUUCUUUGCUGGAAGGUCUUAUUACAAUUAAAGAUGCUCAUGAAAUUGAAGCAAGACUUAAUGAAGUAGAGAAGCUUUUGAAGACAAUCAUAAAUAUGCCUUGCAAGUAUUCAAGAUCAGAAGUGGUUCUCACAUUCUUUGAGAGGUCUCCGUUGGACCAAGUAUUAAAAAAUGAUAAUGUACACAAGAUUCAGCCAAACUUCCAGAGUCCCAUUAAAAUAUCUGAAAUCAUGCGUUCCAAUGGAUUCUGUUUGGCAAACACAGAAACCAUAGUGAUCGAUCACAGCCUUCCCCAUGUGAAAGAUCCAGAUUUGGAUGUCGAUUCCACAGAUCUUUUAUAUGGAAAUGGGACUGAAUUCUCUCCAGAUGCAGAGGACAGUGAUGAUCCAUCAGCUUAUGUUACCAACUUGUCCUACUAUCACUUGGUUCCAUUUGAAACAGAUAUAUUGGACUGAUAUCUCUAAUUUCAGAUUGACUGAUUUUGUUAAAACCUGUUGUGUGCUGCUGUUCUUAUGGGCUAUUAUUUUAACAAAGAGACUCCAGUGCCUGGUAGAAAUAUGCACAAAAUGUACACACUGCACCAGCGCAGUAGGAUAGGUUGUACCGUAAGCCUCUGUUUUUAUAAUGAAAAUUUGUUCUUUUCAGUAUUAGCUCAGCACUGAAAACUGUGGCUUGGCCUAGUAGUGCAUGAUCUCAGGCAAUUAUUACUGCAUGACCUUAACUGGAUUCUUAAAUACCAGUAGCACCAUGGAUCUAGAAAACAAACACAUUUAUGCUGGAACGAGUUUAUUGUAGUAAGGAAAACAAGAAAUAAGGAAAGGGUAGAAAUUGCACCUAACUGAAAGUUCUGACAAUGUGUGAAGAGGAAUGAAUGCAAUCGGUGAAGUAAAUAUACAUUGGCAGUUGGUUGUGGAUUUUGUCUUGUGGGAAUGUGUCAUUUAAAUUUGUCUCCCUCAAGAAUAUUUUGUACAGGUUUUCAUCUGUUUGAAUCCUUGGACAUCAGUACGUUUAAAGAUAUGCCAAAUGCAAGUGAGCUUUCUUGGAUACAUACAUUGAGAGACUUUUAGAGGAUUAAACAUUUUGCUGAAGCUGUUUGCUACCGAGCAGUUCAAUAUUAACUCUUUUAUACCACUCAGAUAUUACUUUUAUAAAGGGAUUUCUGCCAUUUUGAUAUUUUCUUUAAAUGGACGGUCAUUUAUUUGCAUUAAAAAAAAAAUCUUCUUUUCAGCUCUGUAUUCUAACAGGAACUAAAUUCUAAUGUAAAUAAUAUUAAAUUAUUGAAAAUCUUAAUUCUUUUAUAGAGUGUGUUUAAAGCAAUAUUUUAUUGAAAUAAAAACUAUUACUCACAUUA
Molecule: messenger RNA, 2306 nt
Organism: Xenopus laevis (African clawed frog)
Lineage: Eukaryota; Metazoa; Chordata; Amphibia; Anura; Pipidae
Gene: pxdc1.S
Product: PX domain containing 1 S homeolog
Exons: 5
Coding region: 715-1410 (231 amino acids)
Molecular function (GO): phosphatidylinositol binding
Source: RefSeq, a predicted model, not a curated record